AUGUCAGUCAGCAUACAUGAGAAUCGUAAAUCCAGAGCCAGUACUGGCUCUAUGAACAUCUAUCUGUUCCAUAAAUCUUCAUAUGCUGACAAUGUACUCACUCACCUCAACCUAUUACGACAGCAAUGCCUCUUUACAGAUGUCCUCUUACUGGCGGGAAACAGGUCUUUCCCUUGCCACCGUGCUGUCCUGGCUGCUUGCAGUCGCUAUUUUGAAGCCAUGUUCAGUGGUGGUCUUAAAGAAAGCCAAGCCAAUGAGGUAAACUUCCACAGUGCUAUUCACCCAGAAGUUCUAGAGCUUCUAUUGGAUUAUGCUUAUUCGUCCAGAGUCAUCAUCAAUGAAGAAAAUGCUGAAUCUCUUUUGGAAGCAGGAGAUAUGUUGGAGUUUGAGGACAUCAGAGAUGCUUGUGCGGAAUUCUUGGAGAAAAACCUUCAUCCUACCAACUGCUUAGGCAUGCUUCUCCUCUCUGAUGCUCACCAGUGCACUAAGCUCUAUGAACUGUCUUGGAGAAUGUGCCUUACCAACUUCCAAACCAUCUGCAAAACUGAAGACUUUCUCCAACUACCCAAAGAACUGGUGGUACAGCUCUUAUGCCAUGAGGAACUGGAAACUGAAGAUGAAAGAAUGGUAUAUGAAUCUGCAAUGAACUGGAUUAACUACGAUCUCAAUAAGCGGCAUUGUUACCUUCCAGAGCUGCUCCAAACUGUUCGAUUGGCUCUUCUGCCUGCCAUAUAUCUCAUGGAGAAUGUGGCAAUGGAGGAGCUUAUCAUUAAACAGAAAAAAAGCAAAGAACUAGUAGAAGAAGCUAUUCGGUGUAAAUUAAAAAUAUUACAAAAUGAUGGCGUGGUGACCAGCAUGUGUGCUAAGCCUCGUAAAACUGGACAUGCUCUGUUUCUUCUGGGAGGACAGACUUUUAUGUGUGAUAAAUUAUACCUUGUUGACCAGAAGGCAAAGGAGAUCAUACCCAAGGCAGAUAUCCCAAGCCCCCGCAAAGAAUUCAGUGCAUGCGCAAUCGGUUGCAAAGUGUAUAUCACUGGAGGCAGGGGUUCUGAAAAUGGUGUCUCCAAAGAUGUUUGGGUUUAUGACACUCUACAUGAGGAGUGGUCAAAGGCUGCUCCAAUGCUUGUUGCACGGUUCGGCCAUGGCUCUGCUGAACUAAAACACUGUUUGUAUGUAGUAGGGGGACACACUGCAGCCACAGGCUGUCUUCCUGCCUCUCCAUCUGUGUCCUUAAAACAAGUGGAGCAGUAUGACCCAGCAACCAACAAGUGGACAAUGGUUGCUCCUCUUCGAGAAGGUGUCAGCAAUGCAGCUGUGGUCAGUGCAAAACUCAAACUGUUUGCAUUUGGUGGAACCAGCGUUAGCCAUGACAAGUUGCCCAAGGUUCAGUGCUAUGAUCCUUCAGAAAACAGAUGGACUGUACCAGCUACUUGCCCACAGCCCUGGCGCUACACCGCAGCAGCUGUUUUGGGAACCCAGAUCUUCAUCAUGGGUGGAGAUACAGAGUUCUCAGCCUGUUCAGCUUAUAAAUUCAACAGUGAAACUUAUCAGUGGACUAAAGCUGGAGAUGUUACAGCCAAGAGAAUGAGCUGUCAUGCAGUAGCAUCUGGCAAUAAACUGUUUGUAGUUGGAGGGUAUUUUGGAAUUCAGAGGUGCAAAACAUUGGACUGUUAUGAUCCAACAAUUGAUGCGUGGAACAGCAUAACUACAGUUCCAUAUUCUCUUAUCCCCACGGCAUUUGUCAGCACGUGGAAACAUCUGCCGUCCUAA
This is a messenger RNA of Staurois parvus, 1770 nucleotides long. The record is from the annotation of a GenBank genome assembly. Lineage: Eukaryota; Metazoa; Chordata; Amphibia; Anura; Ranidae.